AUGCACCAGCAAGUCGCCGUGUGUUGUAGAGUGUCAGAACUUUCGUACAGCCCCUUUCAUCCUACCGUCCUCGCAUGUAAAGCUGUCUCCGACAGUCUAGACUGUUCACGGUUCGAGGCAUCUAAACAAUCACGAACCGGGUCCGCCAACUGCUGCCCACUGGGGCUCGGACGGCGGCGUCUGAGGGUGGAUAACCGCGGUAAGAAGUUCGCAAAAGUGGUUCGCUGCUGUGGGAGAGCGCAGUGGUUCGCUGCUGUGGGAGAGCGUACGGAGAUCUGCUCAGGGAUAUUCUCGCCCACGGUGGAUCUCAGCCGCCUGGCGGGGCUUGUGGGCUCGCGAGUUGGUGCCGGCGAAAGGAGGUGGCUACUCGACCGGUUGCUCGCUCGUGUCGGCGUCAGGCCGCGCGUCUCCGACAAAUCUCGGCGCGUUGCUGUGGCGGGGCGCUUCACGGUGGAUGCUAGUCGAAAGAGAGGAGGGCAACACUGGUACUGCAAUUCGUCUGAUGCGUGCGACGGGCGGACAUCGGCGGUAGGAAGGCUUCUCGCGGUGGUGGACGGACGUCAGCGGCCUUCUCGCGGCGGCGUGCUCCUCCUCGGCUGGGCCGUUCGACUGCGCGCGAUGGGCCGUUGCGAGACGCCGGCGGUUGCUGAUGGAUGGCAGCGGCUAAGGGUUCGCCGGCGAGGAGGGAUUUUCGGGAGAAAAUCGAGGGAGGGGAGGCGAUUUUUCGAUCUGAUUUUGGCCUAA
Molecule: messenger RNA, 744 nt
Organism: Striga asiatica
Lineage: Eukaryota; Viridiplantae; Streptophyta; Magnoliopsida; Lamiales; Orobanchaceae
Source: the annotation of a GenBank genome assembly